ACCAACAAAUGAAUGAAAAAUUUAUUAUUUUCAAGUGGUGUUUUGAGUGUGGUGGUGUUACGAUAUGCCCGUCAAGUUUUGUAAAGAAUGUAACAAUAUGUUAUAUCCUAUGGAAGACCGAGCCUAUCUUCAGGAAACUGGGGAAAGAAGAAUGUUAUAUGCUUGUCGCAACUGUUCCCAUAAGGAAGUUGCGGAGGACUUGGGAAUUCCAGUUUAUCGAAAUGUAGUCACUUCAACCAACAGAGGAAAAUUUUUGCAAAUGUAUGACUACACAGUGUUCACACUGUGGAAACCGUGAAGCAGUUUAUUUUAUGGGACC
Molecule: messenger RNA, 319 nt
Organism: Galdieria sulphuraria
Lineage: Eukaryota; Rhodophyta; Bangiophyceae; Galdieriales; Galdieriaceae
Product: DNA-directed RNA polymerase II subunit I
Exons: 3
Coding region: 65-298 (77 amino acids)
Biological process (GO): DNA-templated transcription
Source: RefSeq, a predicted model, not a curated record